CUUUCAUCUUCAUCUUGUGGCCACUGCAUAGGCACCGUACCAACCAACCUCAAUUUUUGUAAUAUAUAUAAUUUUCCUUUUCUGCUUCCUUCGGUCUGUGCACAACUUGACAAGAAGCAUUGUAUAUUGGAGAAAGGAAAGAAGAUGAACAGUGGGGCAAAUAUGACCGACAAGGGCUUUGGUGCAUUUAUCCAUAGAUUCAUACUGGCCCCUUCCUCAGGAUCUCAGCUCCCUCUGCAAGGCCUGACUUUCGCUGCCAAAGAUAUAUUUGAUAUCGAAGGCCAUGUCACUGGCUUUGGCAAUCCUGAUUGGGCAAGGACUCAUACAGCAGCAACAUCCACAUCCCCUGCUGUUUUGUCAGUUCUCGGGGCAGGUGCUACUUGUGUUGGUAAAACAGUCAUGGAUGAGAUGGCAUACAGUAUAAAUGGUGAAAAUUACCACUACGGCACACCCAUGAAUCCUUGCGCUUCAGAUCGAGUACCUGGAGGAUCUUCAAGUGGAUCUGCUGUAGCUGUUGGUGCGGGGCUUGUUGAUUUCUCAUUAGGCACUGAUACGGGUGGAAGUGUACGGGUCCCUGCUUCAUAUUGUGGGAUUUUGGGUUUUCGACCUUCGCAUGGUGCUGUGUCAACUGAAAAUGUCAUCCCUAUGGCGCAGAGCUUUGACACAGUUGGAUGGUUUGCCAGAGAUCCUGCUCUUUUAGUUCAAGUAGGAAAUGUAUUGUUGCAUUCAUCUAUUGAAGCCACCACUGAACCAUCAUGUGUACCAUCAUGUGUUGUUAUUCCUGAAGACUGCUUUACAACUUUAUGCUGUCCGAGUGAUCACAUUUCUCAAAUCCUUGUCAAAACUAUUGAGAAGUUGUUUGGAGGACAUUUAAUAAGACAGAAAAAUCUUGGGGACUACGUUGCCCAUGAAGUUCCAAGCUUAGCUAAAUUAAUGAUUAAAAACUCUGGAAAUGAAGAAUCGAAAAGAGUUCCAGCCCUUCGAGCUCUUGCAAGUGCAAUGCAGCUACUCCAAAGGUUUGAGUUCAAAGGUAAUCAUGAAGAAUGGAUUAACAACACCAAACCCUUUUUCGGUCCAGAGAUAGCAGAAAGAGUUCAGGGAGCCCUCACAGCCAAUUUUGAUAAUCUAGAUUAUUCCUACAUGAUAAGGACAGAACUGGAGGCUGCACUGACUACUCUUCUAGGGGAUUAUGGAAUUCUUGCUCUUCCUACAGUUCCAGGGCCUCCACCGAAACUAAAACUAGAGGUCUCUGCAUUGGAAGAUUUCCGUGCUAGAGCAUUCAGCUUGCUUUCCAUUUCUGGAAUGUCAGGGUUUUGCCAGAUCAAUAUACCACUUGGAAUUCAUGACAAUCUCCCGGUAUCGGUUUCUCUUCUUGCAAGAAAUGGUGCUGACCAUUUUCUUCUUAAACUUGGUCAAAAACUUUAUGGUGCUCUUAGAGAAGAAGCUGACAAGGUAUGGAAAGGAAACUGAAGCAGGAUAGGUUUUCUGUUGUGCAUACUGUUGUUUGAUUUAGAAUCAUAUAAGCUUGUGAUUUAACUUUGAUUGCAGUGGUGUCCCUCUGUUUUUUUUUCUUCUCUUGCUGUUUCUUUGCUUUAUGUUCUGUACUCCUUGGAUUGUUUCUCUUCUUUAUUUCAAUGAAAGUAUGUGCUUGAUAGGCAUUUUUUUUC
Molecule: messenger RNA, 1667 nt
Organism: Dioscorea cayenensis subsp. rotundata (Guinea yam)
Lineage: Eukaryota; Viridiplantae; Streptophyta; Magnoliopsida; Dioscoreales; Dioscoreaceae
Product: amidase 1-like
Source: RefSeq, a predicted model, not a curated record